CCUAGAAGCAUUUCGCGGCGCGCAGAAAAGACAGCGUUGACCCUCUUCCAAAAAAGUGCAAGUGCAAGUGCCUGAGUACCAGCUAAUCUCGCCAACACCAAGAACCGCCGCUGCGCUCCACGAAUAGACACAUCGGGGACGGGAAAAUCACGACAAAUCCGGCAAGAUGUUGUUCGAAGAAAUGAGAUACAUCCAUGAGGAUCUCGAGCGCCUCGAGCAGGGCAUCUCGGAUCGCAUGGCGGAGGAACCCAAGCACAUUCGCGACCGCCUCAACCGAGACCACGAGGUUGCCCAGCUCCUCGAGCAAAUCCAGAAACAGUCCGCCGAACUUUUACCAUUCUACGAGGAUAAGUCGGGAGAUCGUUCAAAGGAGAUCCUCCAGAUAAGCUCGGGCGAUCCAUUUGACGAGUUCACUCGGCAGGUGGCCGGUAUCAGAGAACACCACGCGCGAUACCCGAACGAGCAGGCCGAGAAUUCGGAGCAAUGGUACCGGCCACACAAGGGCGGCGACGACCAGCCACUUCUUGUCGAGAGCAUGUUCUCUGGCGAAGAAGCAUACGGUCGUUAUUUUGACCUCCUCGGCUCCCACGAGUCGUACCUCAAUCUACCGAACGUCAAGCGACUCGCCUACAUGCAGUACUUGGACGUCUUUGACAACUUUCAGUCUGGAUAUGGUGGUGUCAAGCGAGUCGACAAACUGACUGACCAGUACUUCAAAUACCUUGGCGACCUGAUGGGCUACUUCGAGUCGUUCAUGCGGCGUACGCGGCCCUUGGAGAACCUGGACAAGGUGUUCAGCGGCUGGGAGAAGGAAUUUGAAACGGCAUGGGACCAGGAUGAAGUUCCGGGGUGGGAGAGAGAGAAGGCAUCCGCCAAGAAAGCCACUUCAGCCCGAACAACGACAACACCUGAAGCGGUGUGGUGCGAGGCCUGCGAGAAAGAGUUCAAGAACGAGAACGUUUACAACGGGCAUCUCAGCGGUCGCAAACACAUCAAAGCGGCCGAGCUGCUUGCGCCAAAGAGUGGCCCCGACGAGACUAACGGAGGCCACAUAUCCCUCGCAUUUCGUCUGAGAGAGCGAGCUGUUGCUGACAGGGAGUUUCGAAUCAAGAAACUAACUGCAGCGAUGAGCACCGAGAGAGAUGAUACUCGGGUCAAUGUGGAGCGUCGACAAGGCAUGACAGAACGAGAGCGUGCACAAGAGCUCGAGAAUCUCUUUAACUUGACGGCAGACCAGCAAAAUAACGCCGCCGAAGAGGAGGAGGAGGACGGCGGUGACGAUAAGGUUUACAACCCCCUCAAGCUGCCGCUUGCCUGGGACGGCAAGCCCAUCCCCUUUUGGCUGUACAGACUGCAUGGCCUGGGCCAAGAGUUCCCUUGCGAGAUUUGCGGCAACUUUGUUUACCGUGGACGGCGAGCGUUUGACAAGCACUUCAACGAGACGAACCAUAUCACGAACCUCAAGCGCCUGGGUAUUACCAAUACCCAUCUGUUCCGAGACAUCACCUCCAUCGAAGAGGCUGUGAGACUCUGGGACAAGAUCCAGCGGGAUCAAAAGAAGACCACGCUGGAUGAUGGCGCCAUUGUCCAGAUGGAGGACGCCGAGGGUAAUGUCAUGCCCGAGAAGGUCUACCUGGAUCUCCAGAAGCAGGGCCUGCUCUAAGUCCAUACCUUGAUGUAUAUUUGUUUGUACGGAUGCCUGUGUAACCAUUUCGCAUGGAGGAUGGCGAGGACAGCGUGAUGACAAGGAAUUUACCUGGAUUGGAAGAGGCAGGGCCAGAUACGAGCCUGCGUCUUCGGCGCCGGGUAGACAGUUUGUUUUGAUGGAGUAAUGUAUAUAAGGAUAACCCAAAAGCGUGUUACAGAUACCCAGGUGUAGCUGGUCUGGAGAAGGUGGCUUGCGGCAGUUCAGAUGCCUGAGAACUGUGCAGACAGAUCAAUGAGGAAUCAUGAAGCCAGAAUUCUCGUGAAUAUUUAAUGUGGCGAAA
Molecule: messenger RNA, 1988 nt
Organism: Lasiosphaeria miniovina
Lineage: Eukaryota; Fungi; Ascomycota; Sordariomycetes; Sordariales; Lasiosphaeriaceae
Exons: 2
Coding region: 167-1663 (498 amino acids)
Biological process (GO): mRNA splicing, via spliceosome
Cellular component (GO): nucleus; spliceosomal complex
Molecular function (GO): zinc ion binding; RNA binding
Source: RefSeq, a predicted model, not a curated record